Messenger RNA from Chrysoperla carnea, 928 nucleotides. RefSeq lists its product as uncharacterized. The record is from RefSeq and is a predicted model, not a curated record. Bases 17 to 451 code for a protein of 144 amino acids. The transcript has 2 exons. NCBI's taxonomy places the organism in Eukaryota, Metazoa, Arthropoda, Insecta, Neuroptera, Chrysopidae.
UGAACGAAGAUUAACAAUGGUCUAUGGAACGAAAAAUUCAAUGAGCGAUUGGCAUUGUGAAAAAACCGAUCAAAUGUUGUUAGAGGCUGCCAUACGAAUGGAGAGGGAUUUAAAAAAAAACAAAAUAAUAAAUAAUAUUAUCCUUCCCAACUCUUUCCAUUUCCCAACAGAAAACUAUACUCCCUUAAACUUGGAGGAAUAUAUAUCGUUUCCUUCUAUUUCCAACUCUAAUUUGGAAAAUGAUUCAAUUACAGAGAUAAAUAAGGCUGAAUUGGAUAUAUAUUUAAAGCCCGAUCCCCCUAAAACCCAUCAGCAGACCAGCAUCCAUCAAGUAAAUUCAACACCAAAAAAAUCUGCCUAUAUUAAAAAGUGGCAACGAUUUGGCUUCCAUCCACAGAUAAAGAAAAGAGAAGAGAAAAAUGAAAAAGAUAAUUUUGAAGAGAAGCCGUAAAAAUACAGGUGAGAAGCAUUUCUAAUCAUGUUUUAUUUAAGCAUUGCAAUUUUUUACACUGUGCGCUUUAAUUAAAGAUCUUCCAUCACACCGUUCUCCUUCACCGCCGCUGAAAAUAUUUAAUGAUGGGACAUCAACAUCAACAGAACAUGAUAAUUCUGCAAAUAGAAUUGAUGAAGAUUCUCAUUCAAGCUGUGUGUCCAUCUCUCCAUCAGAAGAAAGCAAUGACUGGAUAGGAGUAACUUGCUUCAAUAACAGAGUGUUUGCAGGCAGAUUAGAGAACAAGGAAAAUAGUAAGAAUCUUAAAACUUUUUUUAAGCAUAAGGAAACAUUAGUUCAAAAUAAAAUUAUGGAGUACUUAUCAUUACAUACCUCAAUUAAAAUUUCACUAGGUUUAAAAUGUGAUUUCAUAAUAAAAAAAGGUGAUAUGGAAGUUAUCGACAAUUUUCACUUUGUGUUAAAACUUGUUCAUUACGA